Chironomus riparius is the source of this 845-nucleotide messenger RNA. NCBI's taxonomy places the organism in Eukaryota, Metazoa, Arthropoda, Insecta, Diptera, Chironomidae. The record is from the annotation of a GenBank genome assembly.
AUGAAUGGUGCAGAUAAUGAGUACUUUAUCUCACCAUCUACUUCGCCAAGUCAUCAGCAAGUUGAUUUAAGUAAUUCGAAUAUAGAUAUGAAUACAAGUUCAGUCCAAUCUAAUCAACAUCAAUAUCAAGACCAGGAAAGUUUGGAUGCUGUUCGUGAAAUUUCAUAUGAAGACUCGGGUAUCAAUCACGAACCGAAACUUAUUUUGAUUGAUGAAAAUUCUUUAAAAACUGCACUACAGAUUUUGGGCACAAUUCAACAAGAUAUAAAAGUUUUAAAUGAUGCUGUUUUAACAGAUAAUCCAAUGAAUAAAACUUCAGGUUUUUUAAUCAAUAAAAUCGCAUCCAAGGAAGAUUUAAACAUUCUUGUUCACCAACUUGAGGACGAAAACAAGAAAUUGAAAUUGAUUAAUAUACUUAAGCUGAAAGGUGGAAUGAGUGGCUUUCACGACGACAUAAAUGCAAAAGUUGCAACAAUCAUAUAUUUUUUUUUCGAUAAAGAAAUCCUAAAGAAAAUGAAUUGGGGAGCAAAAAAUGGUGUUCCUCGAUCAGACCAAUUAUGCCUCAUUGAUUUUCCAAUAAUUAUGGAAAUUAUGAGAGCAGUUUUGUCUAAAGAAAAUGAAAAAGGAGAAGCAAUGGUUGUUGAUGAGGUGAAGUUGAGAACUGCUAUUCAAAAUGUCUUCAAGAAUCACAUCCACAAAAAAAAGCAUCAAUAAGUUUUAAUUUAAGCUCUUUCUGCAUAUGUAUUUUUUUUUUGUUAAAUAGAAAAUGCUUCAUUCUUCUUCAAAUAAAUUAAACUUCAUAAUCGACUUUAAAAAUGACAUAUAAAUUAAAUUCAAAGCUCCAC